Cephus cinctus (wheat stem sawfly) is the source of this 2601-nucleotide messenger RNA. It is a transcript of the gene csul, whose product is annotated as protein arginine N-methyltransferase 5. The transcript is spliced from 11 exons. NCBI's taxonomy places the organism in Eukaryota, Metazoa, Arthropoda, Insecta, Hymenoptera, Cephidae. The record is from RefSeq and is a predicted model, not a curated record. The coding region runs from base 143 to 2077 and encodes 644 amino acids. Gene Ontology annotation, biological process: peptidyl-arginine N-methylation; regulation of DNA-templated transcription. Gene Ontology annotation, cellular component: cytosol; nucleus.
AGUCUUAAUUCACGACCACGUGCCCUACUAAACACAUGCAUUAUCUUACGACUGUUUCAUGCAUUAAACUCAUAAGUAAAACAUUUAUUCAAACAAAGGUUCACAUAGUUGUCAUACAAUUUUGGAAUAAACAAUAUUCAAAAUGGCAACUCACAGACCAGUGUCUUGCGGGCUGGACUUCUGUGCUGCUCCUAAUUUAAACAAUUGUUUACAUCAAGCCACAACAAAUAAGUUUGACUUUGUAUGUGUACCUUUGGUUCAUCCAAAUUUUAAAAGAGAGUUCUUUAGUGGAAAUGCAAAAGAAAGACCAGGACCAUUUACAAGAUCUGAUAUGCUGUUAUGCAGUUCUGAUUGGAAUAAUUUGGUGAUCGGUAAGUUAUCACCUUAUUUCAACCCAGAUUCAAAGAUUCCCAUGCUGAUGAAGAACAGUGAGACUGCAUUAAAUCAAGAGCUCUCUCUUGCUGCACAUUUGGGAGUGCCUGCAAUAACUUUCAAACUAAAAGGAAACAUACAAAAACACAUGAAUCUUGCAAGAAUAAUAUACGAUAAAAUUAUGACCACCUGCAUUUUUCAGGUUUGGGUUCAAGUACCUAUGGAAAAUCCUGCAAAACAGGCUUACACCUAUAGAGAUGAUGAGGAACAUUCGUUAGAGAGUCCAUGGGAGUGGUGGAAUUCUUUUAGAACAGUUUGUGAUUUUGAACGUAAAAUAGGAGUUGCUUUAAUAGUAAGCCACGACUUACCCGAAUCGGAGGAGAUUGAUAGAUGGCUGGGUGAACCAGUGAAGUGCUUAAUUUUUCCUACAACAUUAUUUAUAUCUAAUAAGAGAGGAUAUCCCGUAUUGAGUAGAGCUCAUCAAACACUAAUAAAAAAAUUCUGCUCACACGACAUUCAGUUUAUUCUAACAGGCGCUAAUAGGCAUCAAAACAUUAGCAACUAUCACAGCUACUUAGAUUACUUGUGGAAGAGCUGUCAAAUUAACGGACCUGUUGAAAAAUUUGCUCGUGGAUAUGAGGACUACCUGCAAUGCCCCUUACAACCGUUGAUGGAUAAUUUGGAAUCACAAACUUAUGAAAUAUUUGAAAAAGAUCCUGUAAAGUACACAGAGUAUCAGAGAGCAAUUCAUAUGGCUAUCGUGGAUAAAAGUAAAAAAUUAAGGAAAACUGAACCCAUGUUAGUAACAGAAAUUCGUGCAAUUAAAAUUCUAUCAAAACCAUUAAUUAAGUUUAUUGUUUCUUACAGUGUAAUUAUGUUAGUCGGAGCAGGUAGAGGUCCAUUGGUGCGAGCUUCUUUGAAUGCUGCUGAUCACGCUCACAAGAAUGUCAAGGUGUAUGCUGUGGAGAAGAAUCCCAAUGCCGUGAUAACUUUACAAGCCUUAGUGAAGGAAAUGUGGUCAAACAGAGUGACAGUAGUAUCAUGUGAUAUGAGAAAUUGGGAAGCUCCGGAGAAAGCAGACAUUCUUGUGUCUGAAUUACUUGGUUCGUUUGGGGACAACGAAUUGUCUCCAGAAUGUUUGGAUGGUGUACAGAAAUUUUUGAAAGAUGAUGGUGUUAGUAUACCAUCUUCGUAUACAUCUUAUAUCAGCCCUGUACAAUCCUCAAAAUUGUAUAACGAAGUAAAACAGUGUAAGGAAAAGGAUAAACAUGCAAUAGCUCAUUUUGAAACGCCCUAUGUCGUUCAUCUGCAGAACAAAUAUGACAUUGCGGCACCUCAAUCUUUGUUUUCUUUUCAUCAUCCAAACAAAGAUAUUGUUAUUGAUAAUACUCGGUAUGCAGUUAAGAAAUUUACUGUAAGACAAAAUUCAGUAUUACAUGGAUUCUCUGGAUACUUUGAUGCAGUACUGUACGAUACUGUUAAAUUAAGUAUAGAACCAAAUUCUCAUAGUACUGGUAUGUUCAGCUGGUUCCCAAUAUUCUUCCCAAUCAAGGAGCCAGUGCAGCUUAAGACUGGUGAUGAGAUUGAGAUACAUUUUUGGAGAAGGUGUAGUACAAAGAAUGUUUGGUACGAAUGGUGUUUAUCCAAACCCAUAUGUGGAUCGGUGCAUAAUCCUAAUGGAAGAUCUUCCACAAUUGGCCUUUAAUUAUCCAUACACAUUUCCAAAAGUGAUUUUUCAUUUGUGUUCAUAAUGUCAAAAAAGUAUUCCUGAAAUCUAUUCAGUAAAGGAUUCACAAUAAAAUGUCUUUCUUCCUCUAAUCUGUUUAAAGGCAUGUAAAGAAGAAUAUUGAUUAAUUUUAUUGAAUAAAUGUCGUAUGUUACAACGGCGUAAAGGAAAGAACAGUAUCACAAAAAUUCUCAGGAUACACAGACUGGUGUAAAACGUGUUUGUUACACUUCAUACUUAUUUUGAUUGAACUUAAGGGUCACCGAUAUUGUACAAUACUGAUAAGCUGUUUAUGAGUCUCAACUGUAAAGAAAUUUACUAAACAGUGACCUAUUCACCUCACGUGAUCAUAAGAACCAGGCGCCGAUAAGAAUAAUAAGAGAUGAGCCAAAACUAGACAAACUUUUCUCUCGUAUAAUCGUAAGUCUUGAACAGCAGGAUUAAAGGGUCCAACAUUAAUAACUUUAAUAUUGUUAUUCAACGCAAAAAAAUUUCGCAAAUGC